CAUGAAAAGGUGCUUUAUAAAAUGCCAGGAUUAUUAGUAGUAGUGAUAACAGUUUCACAAGGAUGUGGCCGAAAUACUAAUAAGGGGGGAGGAAAAAAGAAAGUGGAUUGGAGCUGGUUUCUGGAACGAACCAGAUCAGAAAGCUGUACAAAUCAGAUGGUGGAACUCCCCCCAUCUAGUGGUGAGAGGAAGAGGAGAAGAGAGAGAAAGAGGGAGGAGGAAAAGCGAGAUGUAAUUUGACACUGAGUUCUGGAAACCAUAGACACGACUUUUACACAGUGAAGUGAACGUCAGGCGGGGCCGUAGCCCAACAGAACAAGGGGGGAAAAAAGAGCCAUAACGUAACAGGCCCCAAUAAACAUCCUUUGCUUUGUGAACAUGUUUUCCUCCCCAGCAUUAGUUACAGCAGCAGCAGCCGGAGGAGGAGGGAGCGCAGUGUGUGUGUUUGCGGUGUUGCUGGCUGUGCUGUGCGAGCUCCCUUCCACCCUGGCUGCUGACACCUCCAUUCCCUUUGUCCAGCCCCAAUCCUGCAGCGAUUCCCAGUUUUACCAGACUUCCCAGCUCCGGUGCUCCCCGUGUGGGGCUAACCAGGAGCGAGGCCCUGAUGGCCUGCGCUGUGUCUGCGGGGACGGAUACACCACAAACGAUACAGUAUCACCCGUGGCUCAGUGCACUCCGUGCAGCCGAGAGGGAAAGGUCGUGUCUCUGGAUGGCCGGAACUGCUUGACGUGCAUAGGCGGAGACUGCAGGUUGUGUGGAGACAACCAAGUGAGAGAGGAGCAUUUGACCUCGAGGACGGCCAGGUGUAUGAACUGUGGGAACAAUACUGUGCCAAACGCUCUGGGGAAUGCGUGUGUUCCUUGUCAGGAAACCUUCCUGUUGACUACAGGCAGCUGCACCUGUCCGGCUGGUAACCUGAGAGGAGGCUUGUGUUUUGGAAACACCCAAUUGCCGCCCACAGAGUUGCCCGUCCCUGACUCUUUCUGGUACGGAAGGCACCUCCACGCAAGUUACCUGGCGUGCUCAAACCCAAGCUACAAGAAUCAGACUGCGUGCCAGCUGCUCACUAACCUGGUUGUGCUGCAUGUCAACUCAUUGGAGAGGAGCAAGGCGUUCGUCCUGUACAGUGCAGUCGCCCCCUCUACCAAGCACCUUCCCAAACUGUUCUACGUGGACAGCAAUUUGGCAGCCACGCUGGGACAGACAGCACCCAGUGGGCUCUCCUUCCAGAAGGACUCUCAGAUCGCCCUGAAAAUUGUGAAGUACGACGCCCGAGGGAAUUUUUUGGGCUGGGAGGAUGUCACGGGUGGCACGUUACAGCUGUGCCCGGGUGCUCAACAUGUACAAGAUGCUGCGUACAGAUUUGGCUCUUUCUAUCUGCAGUCUUGCACGAUCCGAGUUUCAGAGCUGCUCAGCCGAUUCCCAGAGCCGGUCCUUUACGAGCUCUUUCUUCAGUACAGCGACUCCCAAGGACGGAUGAAGGUUUGGCCGAUCCCCGUACGUAGCCUGAACCUCGACAGGGAUGGCUUUGGGACUGGAGCUUUGCGGAGAUUCUUCCUGGUGGACGGGAUGACGGGGAGGAGUCGGAGCCUGAGCGACUCACCCAGUUCCGUGACAUACGCGAAGGAGCUUAUACUGAGGAGCUACCUGCCAACCAGCGAGCCAUCCAGCCAACCUCCAUUUCUGUUGACCAUUCAGUAUGCUCAGAUACAGGACCUCAGUGCACAAACUCAGGUGACAUUUUCCGUGACGUACGACAUGAAGCAGUCCACACGCAAGCGAGACACUGACGUGGCUAUGGGCGUGCUGGGAUCACUGGCCAUUUUCAGCGCCAUGCUGGAGACCAGUAGCUGGAGGCGCAGGACGGGGCUGCAGUUCAUAGACGUCACGACAAUUAUGAAAUACUUUGCAUGCCUGGCAGGGGCUCUCUCCAAUGCCUUCUUCCUCGUCUCGUACGGUACAGGAAUUUAUUGGCUCGUUGUGUAUAAGGGCCAGCAGUCCACAGUUGAGGUGACUCUACCCCCUGUUGGCGGUCAGAUCGAAACCGACUUCAUCAUCUACGUGUCUUGUGCGUUUGGACUCAAGGCACUGGAGUUAAUUCAUAUCCUUAUCGUUCAGAUGACAAUUUCAAUCUUCCUAAUAGACUGGGAGAAGCCAAAAGGCAGGCAGUUACCUAAAUCAGGAGGAAACCAGCCAAACAACUCGUCAGUCAGUAUUUGGAGAACCUACUUCAUAGCCAAUGAAUGGAACGAGAUCCAAACUAAGAGGAAGAUAAACCCAUUCCUACAACUCUUUGCUGUUAUACUCUUGCUAGAGGUUAUCGGCUUGAAGAACAUCGCGAGGAGAGACCUGCAUUUGGACCUGGACCCGGGGCCCGACGUGAGCCUGGCUCCCUGGAGCCCGAUUCUCCGAUACGGGAUAGGAGUUUCCAUGUGGUUGGCCGUUGGCUUAGUUCAGGUGCUGUUCUUUGUCGCCAUCUACGAGCGAUUUGUCGAAAACAAGAUACAGCAAUUUGUGGACCUGUGUUCCGUGAGCAAUGUGUCGGUCUUCGUCUUAUUGUACAGAUGUUACGGCUAUUACAUCCACGGCCGCUCUGUCCACGGACAGACCGAUGUUGGUCUGGAGAACAUGUACCUGAACCUCAGGAAAGAAGAGGAAAACCUGUGUGGGAUGAGAGGCCUGGAGCCCAACGCAGACGUUCAGACCUUUGAGAUUUUACUUUCUAACAAGGUCAGGCAACAGUACGACAGGAUUCUGGCUCCUUUGCAAGAGGUGGCGAGGAUUAACCGAGGCCUGGGUGGGGAUUCAGAGUCUCUGCAGCAAAACCUGAAAGCGUACAGCACCAUGAAUAAGUUUCUUUCAUCCUUCCUGGACCACGCCUACAAAGACAUGGACUACACAGUGAGAGAUAAACUCUUUCUGGAGAGGAUCCUGGACUUCGAAUUUCAGCAAUCAGAAGACAGAAGUUUUUUCUACAAUGAUGAACGAAACCUCUUCAGUAACGCUAUCUACUACGGCCACGAACUGGUUCUUCUCCUCUUUGAUGCUCUGCUCUUCUCAGUCGUGGACCUGGGUACCCAGAACUAUGUCCUGGCAGCGAUCAUCACUUACAUUGUACAGAAGCUUCUGGAAUUGAUCAGAGAGAUGGUGGCGAGGAGGAACUUGGCUGUGAAGACACUGGUCGAUAAAAGGUUCCUCAUCUAGAGCUUCGCUCCAUCCUUUCUCCGCAAGAGACCGUAGUGCAGAGUAUCAGAGGCAGUACAUUGCCACUGCAUUCCCGGGAAAGUAGGUUCAAUAGGCACCGAGAGCUAAUGAAACCAGUUGGUAUUCGGCUUCAGGAUUUGUUGAAGGCAAAUCGAGCCAGUGAUGGAGCUAGUUAAUACAGCCAACUGGACUGGGCACAUGGAUUUGCUGGUGGAAA
Messenger RNA from Callorhinchus milii (elephant shark), 3421 nucleotides. Its product is annotated as meckelin-like. Gene Ontology annotation, biological process: cilium assembly. Lineage: Eukaryota; Metazoa; Chordata; Chondrichthyes; Chimaeriformes; Callorhinchidae. The coding region runs from base 379 to 3204 and encodes 941 amino acids. Gene Ontology annotation, cellular component: MKS complex; ciliary transition zone. The record is from RefSeq and is a predicted model, not a curated record. The transcript is spliced from 28 exons.